Molecule: messenger RNA, 3026 nt
Organism: Doryrhamphus excisus (bluestripe pipefish)
Lineage: Eukaryota; Metazoa; Chordata; Actinopteri; Syngnathiformes; Syngnathidae
Product: rac GTPase-activating protein 1-like
Biological process (GO): mitotic cytokinesis; mitotic spindle midzone assembly; Rho protein signal transduction
Cellular component (GO): nucleus; cleavage furrow; centralspindlin complex
Molecular function (GO): GTPase activator activity
Source: RefSeq, a predicted model, not a curated record
CUGAUUUUGAACUUUGCGGAAGAAAGCUGCCAGUAGGUGCGGCUCUGCUGCAGUACCGCAGUGGAGUUUUGUGCGUUUCGUCUCUGGCAUCGGACGCUGACUGGGUCGAUCCAUGCCAUCACACUUUUACAAGGAAUAUAUUGUACAGGCUAACGUGACGAGACGCAAUGGAGUCGACCGUGGUGAACUUGUACAACCAGUUCCAGAGUUUACGUUCCCAGGUGGACUGUCUGAACGAGAGCUCUGAACCACAGUUCCUUCAGAUGGCUGUGAACUUUGAGGACUGCCGUAAGAAGUGGCUGCGGGCAGGUGAGGAGCUGCUGUCCUGCAAAGAGAUGCUGGCUAAAGCAGAGACUGAGAGGGGCGCUCUGGAGGUCAGAUUGAAACAUGCCCGCAACCAAGUCGAUGUGGAAAUCCGUCGGCGGCAGAAGGCUGAAGCUGUCUAUGAGAAGCUGGAGCGUCAGCUCCAGCUGAUCCGGGAUGUGCUGAUAUCGGAGAACAACGGUAACAGUGUCCACCUCAGCGAGGAGCAACGCUCGGCCUUGGCCUUCCUCAGCGCGCACUCCCAGGCUGCGCAGGCAGCUAAAGCCAACCUUAACUCCAGCAGAAGGCUAGCUCCAAUUGAUGAAUCAGCCUCCAUAUUGUCGGGCAUCAGUUUUGAUCAAACGGAUGACUCUCUGGAAUGGGAUUCUUCUGUGAUGAAGACCGUAAGGUUGCAGAAACGUCAGAAACGACGAUCCUCCCGAAAACUUGAGGUUCCUUCGCAGAUGCUGAAGAAACCUCGCUCUACUGGACGGCCGUCAGAUCGAAUAAACGAGUCCAUAAUUGCCACAACCACCAUUGCUUUACCUGUGAACGGUGGCACCGUGGAGGCCGUGUCCACCAUCGAAAGAGUCCCCUACUGCACACGCAGCAGGAAAAAGAGUGUUCCUCAAUCCUGGCCUGAAACCACCUCAACUGAUCUAUCUGAAGCCAUCAGUGAAGCACCCAGCACACCGGUCUCAGAUCUCCCCAAUCACCCCCAAAACGCCAAAGCCAACGGAGGAGCGAAGCAGCACCAGUUCGUCACCAAAACUGUGAUCAAGUCCGAGUUCUGCGCACCGUGUGGAAGGAGGACAAAGUUUGGCAAGAUAUACCUUCGCUGUCAGAACUGCAGGAUUGUGACCCAUCCCGAGUGUCAGGACGGUUGCCCCCUUCCUUGUAAUCCCGCAGCCAUCAGCACUCCCGUCAGGACCGCAGAGAGCACACUGGCUGACUUUGCUCCCGUCACUUCUCCACGGAUCCCAGCUUUGGUCAUCUACUGCAUCAGAGAGAUAGAACACAGGGGGCUUCACGAGGUUGGCCUGUACAGAAUUUCUGGCCAGGAGCGUCAGGUGAAAGAUCUGAAAGAGAAGCUGAUGAGAGGAAAGACUCUGCCGCAACUUAACAAGGUAGAAGACAUCAACGUCAUCACAGGUGUCCUCAAAGACUUCCUGAGGAACCUUCCAGAGCCGCUGCUCACCUUCCGCCUGAACAAAGCAUUCAUGGAGGCAGCUGAAAUCCAUGAUGAUGAGAAGAGCGUAGCCGUGCUGUACCAGACCAUCAAUGGGCUCCCUCAACCCAACCGAGACACUCUGGCCUGCCUGAUGAUUCACCUCCAGAAGGUGGCUCGAAGUCUGGAUACCAAGAUGGAUGUGGUGAACCUGGCCCGGGUGUUUGGACCUACGCUUGUCGGCCAUGCUGUUCCCAAUCCGGACCACAUGACUCUCCUAAACGACACUCACAGACAGCCACGGGUCGUGGAGCGCUUGCUCAGUAUCCCGGCGAGCUACUGGGGCCUGUAUGCCUAUCCAGACGAUCUAGACACAGACAAUGGCCGCCACACAGAGACUCCAAAUCGUAAAGUCAGCAUACUGGGACCAGUGACCACUCCUGAGCAGCAGAUGAUGACCAAGACCCCCUCCUCUGGCUCACUGUCACAGCGUAUGAUGCAGACCCUCUCCAGCACUAUCUUAUUCACAAGCAAGAGCAAAGGAUCUGCUCAUGCCCGUGGGAACUUCUUUGAGUCUCCGCAGCUGAAGUGAUCAGAUGCUCCUGAUGUAUAGGAUCUAUGUAUCAUGUUCUGCAAUAAUAAGCUAUACUUCACAUAUACAGGAGUAAAACUAAUGUGCAAUUUAGGCGUCUAACUCCAUUAUGCUUUAUGAAUUAUUUAGCAAAACUAUGAGACAAUCGGUGACCAGUUGAAGAAUUUUUGUACCUGUGAUUACUAAUGACGUUCUCUGAAUUCUGGUAUCUCGUAAGCGAUUGUAAGCGUUGAUCACCAAGAUCAACACGUAUCAUCCUGGAUGGAUCUGUGGUUGUUACUGCAGCAUCUAGGAUGGCAAAUAUGGGAUACGGCACUGGACCAAAGGGAGCAUGUUAGUUCUUUGUUGCGUGCUAACGCAUUUAGCAAACGUAUGAAAGACUAUAAGAUUAACACUGAUACUGAAUGGGAAUGAUGCAGUAUUGUGCAACUAACUACUAGAUCUUUUAUAUGAAUGUCUGCCACUAGAGGCUGCUGUUGUAUUAUUAUUGUUAUUAUUAUUAUUAAUAUAGUCCCAGCACAGGCAGUUCAUAUUCAUGACUGCCCUUUCAUUGCAGUAUGAACCAAUCACUACAAAUGGCUUCUAUCAUUCUUCUGACAAUGGGAAUAGCAAUAUUACUUUUACUCUACUGCAUUUCUAUGUAUUUUAAACUUGACCUGUUUUAUGCCAACCUGUGCCUUUUUUCAUGUUUUACUUCUGUUUUUCUAAUGGAAUGUUAUUUUUCCUCGAGUCCCGAUUUUGGGUCUAGCCCUACAUGUUUUUUCUUAACUUCCAUCCUGCUCCAAAACACUUGAUGUGACGGCAACGCAGUGGAAGUGUCCAAUGGACACCAGACUGAGGGGCCGUCUUCUGAUGCUUCUGAUGCUUCUACCAGAUAUCUCAUUCAUUUAAAUUGGACUCCCAUGGAACUCCAACCAAAACACAAAGUCCACACUUGUGCUAAAAAUAAAUCAUCAAAUGGUU